AUGCCCCCAGAGCCGGUCUUCCUGGGCGAGGACAAUUUCUCUCUGUCAGCCACCAUCGGCUCCAUCCUCAGGGAGCUAGAGAACUCCAUGGAUGAGUCAGGGCCUGUGCAGAACGCAGGGGCACCCCCUGGGGGCCUGCAAGGUCCAGUGCUGCCUCCACCCGACCCCAUCUUCCUGGAAGCGCUGAGCUCCAGGUACCUGGGCGACACCACCAACCUGGACGACCCGUUUCUGGACAUUGACAAGUCAGCAGUGGAGAAGGAGCCCGCGCCUGCCCCCACGGAGCCCCCUCACAACCUUUUCUGCACAGCAGGCUCCUGGGAGUGGAAUGAACUGGACUACAUCAUGGAGAUCAUCCUAGGGCCCUAAGAUUUGGCCUGGGGCUCCGGCCGCCAUCAGUCGGGGUGCUGCUCAGCUCCCAUGCUUGUGUGUUCUCACAGGGGCUUCCAGCAGGGACUGAGGGCUCCCUGCCUCCCGUAUCAGGGUUCCACAAACAGUUCAGCAUGUGUGUGUGUGUCUGGUUGCCACGGCCUUCUAUGAAGGUGCAUCUUCCUGCGUUAAUUUAUCUCUUCCAAAUGCCUUAACGAGACUUUUCUGGGAGUCAGACUUCCCACCAAACAUAUUCCUUCUGCCUUUCCCUCCACUCCUGGCUUCCCUUAUGACCACUGGGGCCUUGGGGCAGAUAAAGCUGGGCCAGUGAAGGGAAGGACAGAGGGGACCUGCUGCCAGGUUGCCAUGGAAACCAAGGCUGUGCCUCUGGCCCCUCCAGAGAGUAGCAGGAGCUGGUC
Molecule: messenger RNA, 788 nt
Organism: Ochotona princeps (American pika)
Lineage: Eukaryota; Metazoa; Chordata; Mammalia; Lagomorpha; Ochotonidae
Product: SERTA domain-containing protein 3-like
Exons: 1
Coding region: 1-369 (122 amino acids)
Biological process (GO): positive regulation of DNA-templated transcription
Cellular component (GO): nucleus
Source: RefSeq, a predicted model, not a curated record